This is a messenger RNA of Globicephala melas (long-finned pilot whale), 3279 nucleotides long. It is a transcript of the gene SIK2, whose product is annotated as salt inducible kinase 2. Gene Ontology annotation, biological process: protein phosphorylation; intracellular signal transduction. Lineage: Eukaryota; Metazoa; Chordata; Mammalia; Artiodactyla; Delphinidae. Gene Ontology annotation, cellular component: cytoplasm. Gene Ontology annotation, molecular function: protein serine/threonine kinase activity; ATP binding. The record is from RefSeq and is a predicted model, not a curated record.
GCCCUGCGGAGCGGGAGGGACUGAGCGAAGGAGUGAGCGGAGCGGCCGUCGCCCGAGCGGAGCUGAGCAGCCAGCCAGCCUGCCCGCCGCCCUCCAGCCCGCGCUCCAGUCCGCAGUGUCUAGCAGCGGGGCCCAGCAUGGUCAUGGCGGAUGGCCCGAGGCACUUGCAGCGCGGGCCGGUCCGGGUGGGGUUCUACGAAAUCGAGGGCACGCUGGGGAAAGGCAACUUCGCCGUGGUGAAGCUGGGGCGACACCGGAUCACCAGGACGGAGGUGGCGAUAAAAAUAAUAGAUAAGUCUCAGCUGGAUGCAGUGAACCUUGAGAAAAUCUACCGAGAAGUACAAAUAAUGAAAAUGUUAGACCACCCUCACAUAAUCAAACUUUAUCAGGUAAUGGAGACCAAAAGCAUGUUGUACCUUGUGACAGAAUAUGCCAAAAAUGGAGAAAUUUUUGACUACCUUGCUAACCACGGCCGGUUAAAUGAGUCUGAGGCGAGGCGCAAAUUCUGGCAAAUCCUGUCUGCUGUUGAUUACUGUCAUGGUCGGAAGAUUGUGCACCGUGACCUCAAGGCUGAAAAUCUUCUGCUGGAUAACAACAUGAAUAUCAAAAUAGCAGAUUUCGGUUUUGGAAAUUUCUUUAAAAGUGGUGAACUGCUGGCAACAUGGUGUGGCAGCCCCCCUUAUGCAGCCCCAGAAGUCUUUGAAGGGCAGCAGUAUGAAGGACCACAGCUGGAUAUUUGGAGCAUGGGAGUUGUUCUUUACGUCCUUGUCUGUGGAGCUCUACCUUUUGAUGGACCGACUCUUCCAAUUUUGAGGCAGAGAGUGUUAGAAGGAAGAUUCCGGAUUCCGUAUUUCAUGUCAGAAGAUUGUGAGCACCUUAUUCGAAGGAUGUUGGUCCUAGACCCGUCCAAACGGCUAACCAUAGCUCAAAUCAAGGAGCAUAAGUGGAUGCUCGUAGAAGUUCCUGUACAGAGACCUGUUCUCUAUCCACAAGGGCAAGAAAAUGAGCCAUCCAUUGGGGAGUUUAAUGAACAGGUUCUGCGAUUGAUGCACGGCCUUGGAAUAGAUCAACAGAAAACCAUUGAGGCUUUGCAGAACAAGAGCUAUAACCACUUUGCUGCCAUCUAUUACUUGUUGGUGGAGCGCCUGAAAUCACAUAGGAGCAGUUUUCCUGUGGAGCAGAGACUUGAUGCCCGCCAGCGUCGGCCUAGCACCAUCGCCGAACAAACAGUUGCCAAGACACAAACUGUGGGACUCCCAGUGACGGUGCAUUCACCAAACGUGCGAGUGAUGCGAUCUGCCCUCCUCCGACAGGCAUCCAAUGUGGACACCUUCACGUUUCCAGCAUCCGGCUGUCAGGCGGAAGCAGCAUUCAUGGAGGAAGAGUGUGUCGACACUCCAAAGGUAAAUGGCUGUCUCCUGGACCCUGUGCCUCCUGUCCUGGCGAGGAAGGGGUGCCAGUCACUGCCCAGCGACGUGAUGGAGACCUCCAUUGAUGAAGGGCUGGAGACAGAAGGAGAGGCCGAGGAAGACCCCGGGCGGGCCCUGGGCGCCUUCCAGUCCACACGCGGCGGGCAGAGGCGGCACACUCUGUCGGAAGUGACCAAUCAGCUGGCCGUGAUGCCUGGUUCAGGUACGCUUUCCAGGAAAAUUUUCUCCAUGAGUGACAACCCCUCCCUUGACAGUGUGGACUCUGAGUAUGAUAUGGGGUCUGUUCAGAGGGACCUGCACUUUCUUGAGGACAACCCUUCCCUUAAGGACAUCAUGUUAGCCAAUCAGCCCUCACCCCGCAUGACGUCUCCCUUCGUGAGCCUGAGACCUGCCAACCCCACCAUGCAGGCUCUGAGCUCCCAGAAACGAGAGGCCCACAACAGGUCUCCAGUGAGCUUCAGAGAGGGCCGCCGGGCGUCAGACACUUCCCUCACCCAAGGAAUUGUAGCAUUUAGACAGCAUCUUCAGAAUCUGGCUAGAACCAAAGGAAUCCUAGAGUUGAACAAAGUGCAGUUGCUCUACGAGCAGCUAGGAUCAGAGGCAGACCCUAACCUGGCAUCGCCUGCUCCUCAGCUCCAAGACCUGGGCAGCAGUUGCCCUCAGGGGGAAGCUCCUCCUCAGCAGAAGAGCGUGUCUGCGCUCCCCGGCAGCGCGCACCCUCAGCUCUCCCAGCGGCACAGCCUAGAAGCCCAGUACCUGCAGCACAGACUCCAGAAGCCCAGCCUUCUGUCAAAAGCCCAGAACACCUGUCAGCUUUAUUGUAAAGAACCACCACGGAGCCUUGAACAGCAGCUGCAAGAACACAGACUCCAACAGAAGCGGCUCUUCCUCCAGAAACAGUCUCAGCUGCAGGCAUAUUUUAAUCAGAUGCAGAUAGCAGAGAGCUCGUACCCACAGCCCCUUCCCCACCAGGAGACACCGCCGCCAUCCCAGCAGCCGCCGCCCUUCAGCCUGACCCAGCCCCUGAGCCCCGUCCUGGAGCCUGCCUCGGAGCAAAUGCAGUACAGCCCUUUCCUCAGCCAGUACCGGGAGAUGGGGCUGCAGCCGCUGUCCGCCUCGCCAGGUCCCCGGGCUGCUCCCCCGCCACCGCCCCCGCAGCACUCAGGGGCCGCCCGGGCACCCUUACAGUUCUCCUAUCAGACUUGCGAGCUGCCAGGCGCGGCCUCCCCCGAGCCAGACCGCCCCGGUCCCUGUCAGUACUCCCUGGAUGGAGCCCAGCAGAGCGGCCUGGCGGCGCCGGGCUGUCCCAGGAGCUCAGGACUGCAGGAGGCCCCCUCCAGCUAUGACCCUCUAGCGCUCUCGGAGUUCCCUGGACUCUUUGAUUGUGAAAUGCUGGAAGCCGUGGACCCACAGCACAGUGGCUACGUCCUGGUAAAUUAACCUCAGCGUGGGAAGUGAGGCGGGUCAGGUGAAGAGAGUGUGUAUUUCUAUUUUUAUUCCAGCCUUUUCAAUUUAAAACUUAUUUUCCCCCCCUCUCCCUGAUGGGGAAAAAGUCAAGUCACCCAACUGGAAUCAGAGGGCCUGGCCGGGUGGAUGUUGCCUCCUCAUGGCUCCGUCCCACCAUGGGUUUCUGUGGCAAGUGCUGGAACAUAGUUGUAGGCUGCAGCUCAUGCCCUUAGGUCAAGUGGAGCAAGCUCUCAUCAGAGCCACCAACAAAAGUCUUAUAAGAAGAAGACAUCCAGACCUAGGUUUUACACAGAACUACAUCAGUUCAUUAUCGAGGGAAACCUUGGUGAAAGCAGGAAAAAAUGUGUGCCGUUACGUAUAGGCAAAAAAAAAAGGCAAGAAA